Messenger RNA from Dissoconium aciculare CBS 342.82, 1617 nucleotides. RefSeq lists its product as uncharacterized. The transcript has 2 exons. The record is from RefSeq and is a predicted model, not a curated record. Bases 124 to 1239 code for a protein of 371 amino acids. Lineage: Eukaryota; Fungi; Ascomycota; Dothideomycetes; Mycosphaerellales; Dissoconiaceae.
CACCCGUGCCGCUUUGAGCCUGGGCGGCCUUGUUCUUCAAGAUUCACCCAGGUCCACUUCGUGCGACCGCAUCACAACUUUCCAUUUUCCGUCCAAAGCAUACCACAAGCCCAUAUUGUCAAAAUGACUAGAUCAACUUCACGUCUUCUCCUUCUCACAUUUUAUUCAUGUCUCAUUGCUCCUUCUCUCGCCACCCAAUGCUACUAUCCAGAUGGCACAUCGGCACCGGCAAGAGAAAACUACGUAGCCUGUGAUGCCGCUUCAAGUGACGGCUUCAGCACCUGCUGUGGCCCCGAGGACGCGUGCACAACCAAUGGCUUUUGCAAAUGGUCGGGUUUCAAGGCCAAUAAUCUGCUUUGGAGGAAUGGUUGCACCGACCCGAGUUUCAAUUCUCCAAAUUGCGCGAAAUACUGCACAAAAGACCCAGCGACGGGCAAGAAAUAUGACACGAGCCAACUCCUAUACGCCUGCUCCGAGACGACAUACUGCUGCUCCGCUUGGCGAGGUACUCCGGUCCCUGUGUAUGGUGGUAGCACCGUCAGCAACUACUCUUGCUGUAAUGAUCCGAGCCAGGUGUUCGAUGCUGGGCCGGCUAAUUUCUUGAGUAUUGCUGGCUUCACUACUUCGAUGUUUCCUGCAACGGCGACCGGUGUCGUGAGCACUCGGAUACUAGCGACAAUGACGGCCGUUACCACAGCCUUGACAUCAUCGUCAUCGUUCAACUCGUCCACGGUUAUCAUGGCAUCAACCGCAUCAUCAAACUCGUCGAUCGCACUCGCGGGCAAAUCAGCAACUUCAUCCUCGCCGUCUUCAACACAGGGCGCGUCAAACUCAUCGCAGCAGCAACAAGAUGCCGCCAAAACAUCGAGUUCUGAUCUUAGCACCGCUGCGAAAGCGGGAAUCGCAAUCGGAGCCGUAGCCGUCGCCAUCCUCACCAUCAUAGCUGCUGCAUGGCUGAUGCUGAAGUACCGGCAACAGAGGCUACAGACCCAAGCUUCCCACAAUGAGGUCGUAGAGAAGAGAACACAAAGUCCUUCUUCCUCGUUUGACGGAGUAGUCCCGUGGCAGGCGCAAGAACAGCAAAGAUCCGUCACCGCGACUACAUACGCACACGAAAUAGGAGACGGCGAACUGAAUGAAUUGUACGCGGGUGCGGGCCGGCCGAAUGAGUUGGCGACGGAGACGAGGCCGAAAGAGCUGGACGCAAACAGAUUCUCCGUACGAAGAGAGUUGCCUUGAUUGUUGAUGGGAUUGUGUGUAAAGAAAAGAACAGUAGAUGCAGCGGAAUCUGCGAUGCACUACCUUGCCAUGUAUGAUAUGAGCAUUGGAAACCUCUACGGAGAGUCUCUUAGGCGACGGCUUCUCGUGCCGAAAGUUUCCACGAAUGUAUGAUCUCAAAUGAGUGUGGACGUGACGAAGCGUACUCCAUGAUCCCGAGGCGGCUGAAUUGAUAAUCCCGGAGCAUACGGAACACAGGCGAAAUAAAGAUGAGAAGUUGGAGAUUGAUUCCACAAUCGACUCAGCGCAGAAGAAUUCUCAGGGAGGAAUCAGUUGCUCUGACCGAGAAGAUCUAUAGAAGCUAGGCAAUUUAUAGACUUGAUAUGCAUACUUCUCCCC